This is a messenger RNA of Prorocentrum cordatum, 594 nucleotides long. The record is from the annotation of a GenBank genome assembly. Lineage: Eukaryota; Dinophyceae; Prorocentrales; Prorocentraceae.
AUGCGCUGGGCGACCGACGGCAACCGGCUUGAGAUCCCGGUGGUCGUCGAGUUCUGCCCUGGGGGCGAGCUGCGGGUGCUGCGGUCGGGGGACUUUCUGGGCGAGUGGGUGGAGCCGCCGGGCAGCGCCUGGGGCCCGCUGCAGGUGCUCUCUGCCCCGGGAGACGAUGGGAUGCCCCGGCCCGGGGCCCAGCUGGUGACUCCGGGCAUGUCGGGAGGGUCCUGGAGGAUGACGGACGCGGAGCAGGGCCGCAUGGUGGAGUUCAACUUGGAGACCACCGGCUUUCACCGGCAGUCCAUCUGGCUGCCCAGGAGCAAGCUGUGGUUCAAGGCCAAGGCCUACGGUGCCACGCUGGCUGCCGGGCUGAGGCCGCCAUGCACCAUCAGGGAGAGCCUGAUAUCAUUGGGCGUCGUCGUGGCGUUCCUGCUGGGUCUGGCGCUUGGCCCCGCUGGCUGGCUGUCCAUUGUGUAUUUCGCAUUCGGGGUCAGCAUCUGCGUCGGAACGUGGACCUCCAGCAGGGUCGCGGGAGAGCCGGGCGACGAGUCCGUGCCCCCCGUGACGCUCAGGCAGGACGUGCCCGAGCUGUGGCGAUGA